AUGGUUUUAACAAUCAUAUUUGGUAUUAUAGCUGCUGUAUGUCUUGUUUCGUCGUUAAUCUUUUAUGUAUUUAUGCGCCCACAAAACAAUCUUAAUUCAUCAAACAAUGAAAAACAACAAAUUAUACAUUCAUUAAGACCAUCAAUAGAUAUAAUAAUAAAAAAAUUAGAUGAAGAAUUACCAUUUCGUUUAAGUACAUCGAGUAAUAAAACAAAUCGAUCAUCAACACCAGUCGAUCAUUAUGAAACAAAUGAAUUAAUUCAUAAAAAACAACAUCGAUCAGCUGGAUCAAUUUUUCCACCAAUAACACAAACACGUUCACCUAGUUUAGCUACAGGAUUAUUUCCAACACAUCGACCACGUAGUAUACAUAGACGACAAGGUUCAAUUGUUGAUCCAAAUCAAUUAGCAUUGAUUCAAUUUACUCUUCCACCAACUAAUAAUAAUAAUAAAUAUCGACGUCGAUCUGUAGCGAUAUGUAAUAGUAUAAAUGAAACAAAAGAAAAUUCAAUAACAAUAAGAGAUCCAACAUUACCAUGUCUUCUUUCAUUUUCAAUAACAUAUUUAACAAAUUCACAACUUAAAGUUCAAUUUAAUUCUUUACAAUCAUUACCAUCAACUAUUCAUCUUCAACAAUUAACUAUUAAAGUUAAAUUAACACCAGAUGGAAAAGAAAAAUCGUUGUGUAUUAAGAAAAUGAUAAUGAAUGAAGCAACAUUUGGAGAUGAAAAUUUUAUUUUAUUUUCAAAUAUACAAUUUGAAAAACAUAAUGAUAGAAUUUUAUUAAUGACAGUUAAUGGAAAAGAUCUACAUAAAAAAACAAUACAUCUUGGUCAAAUUGGAAAAAUUCAUUUUAAUCAAAUAAAUAAAUUUGAGAAAGAAAAUCGAAUUGAUUUCAUACAUGAAGUUGAAAAAAUGAAGCCAUCAUCAGUUGAACUUCUUAUUGCUCUUCGAAAAAAAGAUGAUCAACAUAUACAUGUAGAUUUAUCACGUAUAAAAGGAUUAAAAAUCGAUCAAAAAAAACUCGAUGCAAAAUGUUAUGUAAAAAUUCUUCUUCUUGAUCGUCAUCGAAUAUUAUCAACAAAAAUAACAAAAUUUUAUUCAUUAAAUUCAUCGAAUUUUAAUAUUGGAGAACAAUUUGAUUUCAAUAUUUUAACAUUCGAUUCAAAUAAUCUUGAUCGUUUAAUGUUUAUGUUUAGUUUAUAUUCAAAUUCAAAUCCUGCAAAUGAAUAUAAAUGUAUAGCUCGUGUUAAACUUGCUUCAGCAUUAUUCUGCUCUGGUAGCGGUACUAUUCAUUGGCAACAAUUUAAAUUACGAGAAUCAUUUUCAAUGUGGCAUACAUUAAACAAAGAACAACAUUAA
Messenger RNA from Adineta steineri, 1362 nucleotides. The record is from the annotation of a GenBank genome assembly. NCBI's taxonomy places the organism in Eukaryota, Metazoa, Rotifera, Eurotatoria, Adinetida, Adinetidae.